Glossina fuscipes is the source of this 6518-nucleotide messenger RNA. RefSeq lists its product as uncharacterized. The transcript has 9 exons. The coding region runs from base 198 to 6413 and encodes 2071 amino acids. NCBI's taxonomy places the organism in Eukaryota, Metazoa, Arthropoda, Insecta, Diptera, Glossinidae. The record is from RefSeq and is a predicted model, not a curated record.
AGUCGCUUUUGUUCAAUUUUAGAAUCGCAAAAGGAAAAACUUUGCAUAAGAAGGGAUUUUAAUUUAUAUAAAGAACUAAACACAGUAACAUAAGAGGCCGAGUGCGAAUUUUACACAUAUGUGGUGUAAAAAAUCGAUGGAAUUUUUUUUCAUUGAUCAUUUAAGUUCAGUACAAAGGUUAUCAUUCGUUAACGAUUAUGGCUCCUGCUAGAAAUCCCAAUAACAAUUAUGUGGCACAUAAUAAAUCGGCGGCCAGCGGCUGCGGCAGUUCCAACUCCAACGGAACUACAGUAGUGACAUUGCGUAAAUCUACAGGCACAGUUCCUAAAGUUUCAUCAUCAAAUAAGCCUAAUUCCAAUCCGAAUGCUACAACUUUGGAAGGUAGCGCCCAUCAACAACAAAAAACUAUUUUACAACCUAUUGGUGUGAAUAAUGUAGCAAAUCGAUGUAGCCCUUUAAAUAUAGUAGCUUCAAUACAACAACAGCAGCAGCAGAAAACGCGUCAAGUCCAACAACAACAACAUCAACAACAACCACAGCAACAUAAAAAUACCGAAGUUGUAGCACCAAUAAGAAGAGACCUUAAGGAUUUGAAUGACUAUUUACUUACAACGGUGGUUACAACAGCGAACAGCAUUAAUUCGAAUAACAAUAACAACCAGCAGCCGUCUUUGGUUCAAAAUAGUAACACUAUCAACAGCGUUGCAGGCGCUACCAAUAGCGAUUUAGAAAAUUCUCAGGAAAAUCAGCAACGCUUUUGCUAUCCGGUACGGCCUAUACCGCGUCGUAGCCAGCAAACGUCGCAUAACUCGGCGCAACUGCAAAACGAUUACCUAAAUUCCGCAAAUAUUAAUUCAAAUUUAAAUACAGCCAUUGGCGUGGUUAUACCUACUACUCCCGGAUUACCUAAUAGCACAACGGCCGCAAUAAUACCGCCAGUUUCGUCUUCUAAUCGUAGCGCGAACAAUUCUCCAAGAAACGUAAAUCUAAAUCAGCAAUUACAACAACAAUUGUUAUUAUUACAAUUACAGCAUUUACAACAGCUUUUCGAAGAACCUCAAGCACGGCCUUUACUCAAUCUUGCCACGCAAUUGAUACCCACUUUGCGGACUUCUACAUCGGCAGUCCAAGAAAAUACGAUUGCGAAUCAAAACUCUAACGAGGUUGUUCAUUUAUUGCAACGUUUGCAGCAAUUGCAAAGUCUUAAUACAAGUAACACUAGUAACAACAAUAGUCGAGGAGAUUGUUUAACAGGCAAUUUGGAAAUUUGUACCAGGAGUUUGCAAAAAUCGCUGAGAUCUCCCAGCAUGGUACACGAAAUAAAUCCUAAUUCGGCGCCUUCGUCACAACGUGAAAUGGUUGUCAAUUCUGCCAGUUUAGAGGACGUAGCUCUAAGUGAGUCAAGCGAUCGCGCCCAAUCCAUACAGUCCUUGCAUAGCGCUGUGGAGACGCCUACUCCCGACAAUACUCCAUCUUUUGAAGAGCUACAACAACGUCUGGAAGCGUCCAAUCGCAACAUAGAAAACAUGAAGGAACAACAACAACAACUCUUGCGUUUACAAACUGCCGCCAAACAACAUUUGAAUGAGAUGGAAAAAUUACGUCAACAAGCAAACACCUUAAGUUUUCCAUCUAGUUCGCAACGUUUAACUAACGAUACCGAUGGCGCUCCUGAAUAUCAGAGCGUAGAACAAAUCCAUACCGAUAUGUCGUCAUUAGUUGGUCGUAUGAAAAAUCUUACCGCAUUCAUACAGAAUCAAAAUGAAUUGUCUUCUUUGUUGGGCGAUGAUGGUCCUGAAAUAUUAGCCGAACAGGAAGCCUUGCAGCGAAAAUUGGAGGAUUUACGUAAUCAAAGGGAUGAAAUGCGAAACUUGGUAACGGAAUUGCAGGAUAUAAAUCGUUCGGCUGAGGAGACAGCCAAGGAAGCACGUCAACGACAAUUUGAGCAAGAAAAGGACGUGGUUGAACAAGAGCCCGAAUCUCCGAAAUCGCAGCAAACAACUAAAAGCGUCAAAUCUAAUACAAUGGAGCGUGUAGUUCCGGUAGAGUACACACGCGUAGUCCCAAUAGAGCUUUUGCAUUCAACUAAUCGUCAUUCUAAUAAUGUUAUACAAUCAGAGUCGGAACUAGAUCCGGAGGAAGACGAGGUACCAGCGACAGCCGUACUAAUACAACAAAGGGAAGCAGACAUAGAUGCAAUGAAAUCUCAACUAAAACGUCUUAAAGAAAUGAUGGAAACUGUCAAUAUGAUUGAGACUCAUACCAUCAACGAUCCCAAAACGUUAGGACGCACACCUCCUCGAGAAAGUUGCAAUGAAUUUGACCGUGAUCGUUCUCUCUUAGUUACAACAAGCAGUCUCUCCAACAAUGACAGUGGCAACGAAGAGUACAUAUCGCGUAAAGUUCGUAUGCUAAAUGAAGUCACGACAGAUUUACGAGCACAAGCCGAAAGCUUGCAGGCGGAACGUAAUCGUAUAUAUGCUCUAAAAGCGGAAAUUGAAAGACGUAAAAAUCAAGCGGCAGCAGCUGCCCAAAUAGGGGAGGAAGCUUUGAAAAGAAGCAGUCUAACGCCUACGCCAACACCGAAAUCUCUUGAAAGGCGUUUGCAGGAGCAUGAGCAAAAUCAAGAAGAACGUGAUCAUCUGAAAACCGAGUAUGAAUUAAAGAAAAAGGAAUUCGAGAUGUUGUGCCAACGGUUGCAAGACGAGCAGCCCGUAAAUGAGACACCAAGCAUGCGGCCAGACAUUGUCUCAGAAGCCGAUGAUGAAGCAGAAGAGGAUGUCAACGACUCAGAUUAUGCUGCUAGCGCAAAAUUCCAGCCGAAUCCCUCGACCCCGGCUGCUAGCCGCAAUGCCCCUUCCGUAGAUACAUCUUCACGUCAGCGAAAUGCUAAAGACUCGAUGGAUCCUACUGUUGUUUCAUCAAAAACAGCUGCUCACAUUGCCCAGGCUGAUAGUAGCACGCACGAUGGCGCAUCUUUUGAAGGAGCUAGUAUCCAAUCAGGCAGCUCGAGGUCGUAUUCUAUACCGCCACCAAUGUCGGCAAUGGGCUUAAAUUUUCCUGGCCCUAUACCACCACCUCUACCCUCUGCCUGGAAUCCUCAUCAAUAUUAUUACGGAGCAGGUAUACCGCCCCCACCACCUCCUCCUCCGGCGGCGUUUGCUUCGGGACAAACCGCAACGCUUAACAAUCCUCCCAGUGGCGGCGAUUGUAUAUGCAAUGCCAACAACUUAGGAGCUGCCACCUCCUCGUCGACUACCACCGCGACUACUAACAUACAACUAAACAUGCUUCAACAAUUCGUGCAUACUCAACAAAUGUUGAUUAACUCGGUUUGCCAUUGCAAUCAAAUGUUAUGGCAUCAGCAAAGAGAAAUUGAAAAACUCAAUCAAACUAUACACUUAUUACAGGAUCGUAUACUGACCUUGACUACUGGAGCUGCUGUCAAUGCUAACAUUAGCUAUAACAUGCGUUCGGAAUCAGUACCACCACCUAAUUUAAAUGGUGUGGCAGCGGGUCACCGCACUCCCAAUAAUCUUUAUGUUGGCUUAAAUCCUCGCGCCCAAUCAGAACAACCUCCACCCCAGUAUAUGACAUCAGCAGCAAGGGAUAAUGCGUUCAGCAAUUACCAACAUCAACAGCAACAUCAUAUAUAUCAACAAUGCCAUCAACAACGCAUGUCGGCUGGAAAUUUUAAUUUUAGUACAGAAACACAACAGCAUAAUGCUGCCUCGACAGCUACUGUGGGCAUAUACUCAACAUUAAACAAUGCUAUACCAGAAAAUACGGUAGCACAACCGCCAGCAACUCUUUAUAACAAUGAAAUAACGACCCCACAAUCGCCUUUAGUGACCAGUGGACCAGCUCCGAUAUUUAUGCAUCAUCAUAAUAAUGCAAUACACCAAAAUAAUGCUAACCUACGCACGCAGAACCAGCAACAACAACAACAACAACAAACACAUCAUCAUAGUAAUAAUAGCAGCAAUAUUGCUAACACCACCGUAGCAGCACGUAACACAUUGAACAACCAAGUACCGCCUGGUAAUCGUGCUAAUAACUAUUGGGAUAAUUUUAGAAGUUAUUCUCGACAAAACUUAUUGUCGACUACGACGAACAAAAGCAACGAAGAUCAGCAACAACAGCCGGAAAAUCAGUUUCAAACGCAGAGGUCGCCAGCCUUGCAGCAGCCGCCGCAAAUGUAUCAACAACAGCAUCAGCAAAGUCAGUCGCACUUGGACGAGAUUAGCAACAAUUUAAAUUUUGAUAACAAUGUUGGCAGCAAUUUCAAUAAAUACUUACGUAUUAUACAAAGAUCACGCAUUAAUCAUCAUCAACAGCAGCAACAACAACAAUAUCAACAGAAUAUCUAUCAGCAGCAACAGCAACGCGAAUUCUUACAGCAUUUGAAUUGGUUGGAACAUCAAGAUCAUAAUAACGCCUUGGCCGGCGGAGAUAAUGCCAGCACAGAGGUCGCUGCUAACACCACAGACUUAAUGUAUCACAACUAUAAUAUUAGCCAAGGUAACAAGGUCACGCCGAAGCAAAUUUGCCAUUUUCGCAAUCGCACUGAGGAACUGAAUCGACAAACGCAAAAUCCACAACCACCCACACCAGUUCAACAACAACAACAACAACAACAACAGCAGCAGCAGCAGCAUCGAUACCCGAACACACUCGCUGGUUAUCGGACGCAAUCGUAUAUGAAUUUACCGGAAAAUCGAAGGCUUAGAAAUCACGAUGACUUUCUUUUAAGACCCAUCCUAGAUAUAGAAGACAACAAUUACGAUUUCAACAAUUGUAAUCCUUUACAAUUGGCUUUAGAUUUCUCAAAUUCUUCCAACGCUACUGAGGUUAAUCAUGGCAAUCAUCUUCACAAUAUCUCGUCCAAUAACGUAGAGGAAGAAGAGGACACCACUUCUGAGGAAAUUAAACGUAAUCUUCUCGUAAAUGCUUUGAAAAAUGACAAGUUCACUACAAAAUUUUAUGAAUCAAUAAAGGAAGAUGUUUUUAGGCGUUUAGAAAGUAUGUUACUUGACAAGGAUAACACGCCUGGUAGCAGCCGGCAAGUUAUUAACAAUAUAUCAUCGAAUAUUUCUAUGCGUAAAAUGUAUCUGAAUGAACAAAGAGGCCAACUCCAGCAACAGCAGCCGUUAGCUUUAAAUACAACUGCGGUCAAUGAUCGUGAAUUAAAUGCCGCCAAAAUGAAUACCGAAACUGACUUACUAAUAACUUCGACAGAAAACUCGCCAUUGUUGUUGCUAAAUAUUGAUAACGAGAAACCAGAAGAGGAUUGCAAUUGGCGUCACAGUGUAAUGAACAACAGCGUCGCGGCCAUUAGUGCUAAUGGUGCUAAUGCUCAUCAUGCAAACACAAACUUGCGUCCAUUAGUUACGGGCCUCACGAAAAAUGUUACGAAAAAACGUAAAAAUCAACGCAAACAAAUUGUCAGUAAUAAUAGCAACGUUAGCAGCAGCAACAACAAUAACAGUUCGAACUUUUUGGAAGAAGAAGAUGAAAAUCUAAAGGGAGCUUGCAGUUUAGCCGCCCAACAACAAAAUCGUCAACCACCCAAAGAGAAAAAAGGUGAUGAGAACGGUGGUGCAAACAAUUUACUUAGCUCCAGCUCUAGCACUACUUCGACUGCCAAUUCAACCUGUACUAAUACUAAUCCCAAUAAUUAUGAUCUUAUUGCUUAUAUUAUAACACGCAUACGCAAUCAAACCCAUCCCAAUACCCAUAUAAAUGACGCUUUAUUAGCAGAAAUAGCCAAAUUGACAGCUACAGUAGUUCAGAAUGCUCAGACAGUGCCGUCGGCAAGCAAUAAUGCGAUCGCUACCAAUGGCGGCGUUACCAGUAUAUCGCCAAAAAAAAUUUACGCCAAAAUAAAAAAGUUGUCUUUGCCGCGUGAGAGAGAUGAAUUUCUGGAUUGGUAUCAACAGUAUUUGGAAAAUAAUGUAUUCAGUAAUAGUAACGAGAACCAUAACAACAACAAUAAUAAUAAUAAUAAUAAUAAUAACAACAACAACACUAGUAAGAAUAAAUGUAAUUCACAAAAAGCCCAGAACAAGAGUAAUAAUCAAACGCAAAUCAUGACAGCGGACGAUGGGGAUUUGGCCGAAGCCGAUCAAAAUUGCUCAUCGGCAAGUAAUAGUAAUAAUUAUUCAAACAUUGCCUUGAUUGGGCCGGUUCACGAAAAUGUUGAUAACAACAACGCGUCUAAACAUGAAUCUAUCGAAUUUGAAAAUAAAGAAAAUCCUGAUGCUGAGAAUCACGAUAAUAUAGAAGGAGCCUGUGCUUUGAUUUCCCCAAGUCUCUCAAAGUCAGAGGAAAUGGACAAAGAUUUUAAAACUGAAAAGUCCAACGAGCGUGGACAAGAAGAUUUAAAUAUAAAAUUAUCGGAACAAUCGGAAUAAAAAGGUACAAAUCAAGUUAUUUAUACCCUUUCUCUAACAUUUCACUCUUAAUAAGACACCCCUCGUCUGUAAUAAGGUUUGUAACCUCUUAAUAUUUAUUACGUA